CUCAGUUCGUUGUGAAGUGAACCCAGUACCGUACAUAUUUGAAGUUUACAACAUGUGCAAAGAUGUCGAAGUAAGCAUUGGGGACGAACAGAAGAAGGUUGUUGAGAAACUAAUGAAAAAAUCCCAAUCAAAGAAUACAAAACAAUCAAUGAAACCUAGUAGAGACAUGAUGUGGCAAGAUCAGGAUGACGCUAUAGAUGCAACAGAACAAAAAAAUCGAGAAAAGAUAUCACGGAUCAUGGCGACAAUUACUCUAUUAUUAGCUGAUGGUGCGGACCCUCGUCUCAUUCGGUGUCCUCAACCGCCACUCUUUAUGGCUGUCGUGGCUGGCUGUCCAGACCUUAUACGAGUUUUAGUGAAAUAUGGUGCUGAUGUUAAUGAAAUUUAUCCACAAGCACAUGAAUAUUCGGCAUUGGACAUAGCAGUGAGCGCACCAGUCAGUAACGAAAAUUUGGGGGUGAUUCGUGCGUUACUGGAGUGUGGAGCCAGUCCAGAUCACCGCCUAAAGAUUCCAGAACCACCACAAUCUCCCAAUGCUACACCGAAAAUAGACGUUGAAGGUCCUACUUUAUUGCACGCAGUACUUUCAAAGAAGAUAGAAAAUGACGAACUUGAAAAUAGGCAUCUGCUUGAAGUACGUGACCAAAUUCUUGGAUUGCUCCUCGAAUAUGGAUGUAAUCCAAUAACCCAAUUCAAUGGCGUCUCGGCUGUGGACCUGGCCAUGAAUAAAUCUCUGGAUCUGUUUGAUAUAUUCGUAAAAAGCCCCCGAACCGACUUAAAUGCUGUCAUCAAUAAUUUAAAUCAGACCAUACUAGUGAAGAUGUUUUAUUUGCCCUUCUGUAAGAAUAUCCCUUUAACGGAACGACUGCAGAUGUUGACAAAUCUUCUGCUGUUUGGUGCAGAUCCGUUACUGAAAUGCCAAAAUGGGAAGGAAGAAUAUGGGAAUCUGUUUGUUUUUGCAAGAAAGAUUAUAAAUGAUAUAGAAGCUACUCGGAAACCGAUUAACCAAUCAGGAGCAAAGAAAUCUAAGAGCGAUGCGAGACCCAAAAAGGACGUUUCUUCAAAACAUGGUUUAACAAAAGCCACUGACGACAAUCAAGGAGAUUAUAAGCAAGCCUUGGAACUGGUGGUAGACUGCGCCAGAUUACUGCACAUCCGAUGGUUGCAAGCCAAGCUCUUGAAGGAGCUAAUUGAUAUUGUUUACGAGUAUCGCCAUCGGUCGUGGAACAUGAUAAUGAAGGAACAUAAAAACAAAAAGUGCACAGGCCUUUGGCUAACUGCUGCCCGCUGUCUUGAAAUUUGGGACGUUCUAAAAACAACAAAGAAAAAAGUAUACAAUGAUAAAAAAAUCCAAAAACAAGUCCUAUGUAUUAUUCAUUUUUAUUAUAAAAAGAUGAGGAAAAUUAUACAAAUUCCUUUGACGUUCCAAGAUAAAGAAAUAAUAGAACGUGAAGUAGCUAGUCUUAUUCAUGAACAUAAAAUGGCUACAAUUUCAACUCCGGACAUGGUUCCAGCCGUACGACCAUAUGUGGCACCAGAACUAACUGUAAAGGGGAUAGAGAAAUUCAACGUUUGCUUCGAAUGUGCGACACCAUUUCAAGAUUCAAAAAUCAACUGCGGAUCGUGUAAUCUGAUUGGUUUCUGUUCUUUGGAUUGCAUUAAACGAAACAUCGAAAGGAUUAAUUGCCAUCCAUGCAGUAGUGUUCUGAAAAAUAAAUUCUUCCCCACUCCAGAAUCCACAAUAACGGAAACUUCCGAAGAACCGAAUAAACAAAACUCAACUAUAAAAAAAUGAUUCAUAUUUAUACAACUGUAAUGAAUAAUUUAGACGCGUAUUUUGGUUAUUGUUUUUUCGGAUUUGAUAACAAUACAAACGUGAACAUUAUUAAAAUAUUACGCGAAACAAAGAGUUGGUAUUUAAUUAAGCUUUAAGAUGACAUGACACAUCAAAGAUGAAACUUCAGUCAAACAAACGUCAGUACUUUUUUUUAUCUGUAAAUUCGUCUCGUAUUGCUUUGUUAUGGCGCGUUUGUCAGUUUAUAAAUUUAUUAUCAAGAGGUAUCUUUGUAAAUCGUUAACUAGUGUGAUUAAAAUGGCAUCUGCUGCAAAAAAACCAAAGCUUUCAACAGCUGCUACAUCACAGAGCAAUGGAAUUCCCACAAAAUCGAACGACAUCGAAGAAUUUAUGAAGAAAUUGCAGGCAAAGCGCGAAGAGACUGCUGCGUCUAUUUUGGAGUAUAAAUUCAAUAAAAAGCGUGUUCGAAUCGUAUCUCAGGAGCAGAUGGUGCCUGAUAACUGUGAAGGGGUGGUGUAUUGGAUGUCCCGAGACAGUCGAGUCCAAGAUAACUGGGCUUUCCUGUUUGCACAAAAACUGGCGCUCAAAAACGAAGUACCGCUACACGUGUGUUUUUGUUUGAUAGCCAAGUACUUAGACGCCUCUGUCAGGCAGUUUGAUUUUCUUAUAAAAGGUUUAGAAAAGGUAGCAGCUGACUGUAAGAAGCUGAACAUAUCAUUUCACUUACUAGAGGGCAGUGGAGAUGAAGUAUUGCCUCAAUGGGUGGUGAAACACAAUAUUGGGGCUGUGGUUUGUGAUUUCAAUCCAUUGCGGGUUCCUUUAGGCUGGCUGGAGGGUGUAAAAAAGAAGCUCAAGAAAGAUGUUCCUCUCAUUCAGGUGGAUGCCCACAACAUAGUUCCCUGCUGGGUAGCAUCAGACAAACAAGAGUACUCAGCAAGAACAAUAAGAAAUAAAAUCAAUUCCAAACUUGGUGAAUACUUAACCGAGUUCCCACCUAUUAUCAAACAUCCAUACACUGCUAAGUUUGAACCAGAGCCCAUAGACUGGGAUGAGGCCAUAGUUUCCAGAGAAGCAGACAAGAAUGUAGGCCCAGUGGACUGGGCCCGGCCAGGGUAUGACAAUGCCCUCAAAAUGUUGAAGAGUUUCCUUGACCAGAGACUCAAAGUAUUUGCAACUAAAAGAAAUGAUCCCACUAAAGAUGCUCUCAGCAAUUUGUCACCAUGGUUUCAUUUUGGUCAAAUAUCAGUACAGAGAGUAGCUCUAUGCGUUCAAGAGCACAAGGGAAAACAUACUGAAUCUGUGAAUGCUUUCCUCGAAGAAGCUAUCGUGCGUCGUGAGUUAGCAGACAACUUCUGUUUCUAUUGUGAACAUUAUGACAGCAUCAAAGGUGCCAGCAACUGGGCGCAGAAGACACUUGAUGAUCAUAGAAAGGAUAAAAGGUCCCACAUCUACACUCUGGAACAAUUAGCCAAGUCAGAGACACAUGAUGACCUGUGGAAUUCAGCCCAGAUUCAACUAGUGAAAGAAGGCAAGAUGCAUGGCUUUCUGCGCAUGUACUGGGCGAAGAAAAUCCUUGAGUGGACACCUACACCUGAAGAUGCUCUGAAGUAUUCCAUAUACUUGAAUGAUCAUUAUAGUAUUGAUGGGCGAGAUCCAAAUGGAUAUGUUGGAUGUAUGUGGUCAGUUUGCGGUAUACACGAUCAGGGGUGGGCAGAGCGAGCGGUGUUUGGCAAAAUACGGUAUAUGAACUACGAUGGAUGUAAACGUAAAUUCGACAUCAAAGCUUUUAUAGCGAGGUAUGGCGGGAAAGUACACAAGUAUGUACCUAAGAAAUGAGCAAUAUUUGAAGAAACUCUAUUACAAAACAGACUGAUGUGGAUCUGUAUAUUCAAAUAGUAAGUUUAAGUAUUUGUGUUAAGUAUUGUAAGUAGUUGUAGUUUUGAAUUUUGUUAUUUACUAUUGAUAGUCUACUGACCGUUUUCCUCAUUACUACCUCGGUUUGUAUAAUCUCAUCAAUGAUCUUAACACACCACAAACCCUUGAUACUUUAUUUUACUUGGGUCAAUUUAUCGGAGCGCCAAGUCCAACUUCAUCGAAGCAUAUAUCCAAUUCUGUGGUGGUGAAGCAUCUUCACAGCAUAGCCACC
Messenger RNA from Spodoptera exigua (beet armyworm), 3941 nucleotides. The record is from the annotation of a GenBank genome assembly. Lineage: Eukaryota; Metazoa; Arthropoda; Insecta; Lepidoptera; Noctuidae.